This is a messenger RNA of Neoarthrinium moseri, 1047 nucleotides long. RefSeq lists its product as uncharacterized. The coding region runs from base 1 to 1047 and encodes 348 amino acids. NCBI's taxonomy places the organism in Eukaryota, Fungi, Ascomycota, Sordariomycetes, Amphisphaeriales, Apiosporaceae. The transcript has a single exon. The record is from RefSeq and is a predicted model, not a curated record. Gene Ontology annotation, molecular function: oxidoreductase activity, acting on NAD(P)H.
AUGGCUACCAUGAAGGCUCUUGUCACAACGGAAGGCCACAAGGCUGCCGUUCAAGAUGCGCCGAUUCCUGUGCCUGGCGACGGCGAAAUUCUCGUCAGGAUUCAUUACGUGGCCCAGAACCCCACAGACUGGAAAGCCGUAGCAGCAUCGCCAGCCGGCCGUGUUGUGGGCUGCGACUUCGCAGGCACCGUCUCGAAUCCUAACGGUUCCUCCUGGCGUGAGGGCCAACGCGUCGCGGGAUUCGUCCAGGGCACGUCUGCGAAGCCACCACGGGGCGUCUUUGCCGAGUACGCCGUCAUUGAGUCCUCGCUCGUCUUUCCCAUCCCUAGUAGUGUGUCAUACCAGGACGCUGCUGUCGUUCCUCUGGCGUUCGCUACAGCCGUGCAAGCAUUGUUCCAACGUCUCGGUCUCCCGGAGCCCAGCAAGCCUGCCAAGUCGGCCUUCCCGAUACUCAUCAAUGGCGGAACUAGCUCCGUCGGGAAGUAUGCUGUGCAGCUGGCCAAGAGGGCCGGCCUUUACGUCAUUGCGACCGGAAGCGCCAAGAACCACGGAUUGCUCAAGGAUCUGGGCGCGGACGCGGUUGUUGACUACAAAGACCAGGACUGGGUCGAGCAGAUCCGCAAGCUGAGCCACGAUGGCCUGGAGUACGCCUUUGAUUGCAUCUCCGAGCUAGAGUCAACUAAGGGCGUUGCUGCGGCUCUUUCACCCACCAAGGGUGGGCAUGUAGUCUGUAUCCUGCCGCGCAAAAAGGAGGAGCUGGGCUCCGAGCCGACAUUUACCAAGGUCAAGGUUGAGAGCACGAUAGUGUAUACCGUUUUUGGACGGCCUCUCAGCUACGGCGCAUUUGAUAACAUAGGUGGGCCGACGCCGCAAGACAAGGCAUUCUGGGAGAAAUACCUCAGCUUAUUGCCCGAGUACCUGGAGAAGGGCACCAUCAAGCCCAACAGGGUGAGGGAGCUUGGUGGCAUUGGCGAUAUCUUGAAGGGCUUCGAGUUGCAGGCACAGGGCAAGGUCAGCGCGGAGAAGUUGGUUUACAAGAUUGCGUAA